Molecule: messenger RNA, 924 nt
Organism: Cyphellophora attinorum
Lineage: Eukaryota; Fungi; Ascomycota; Eurotiomycetes; Chaetothyriales; Cyphellophoraceae
Exons: 1
Coding region: 1-924 (307 amino acids)
Source: RefSeq, a predicted model, not a curated record
AUGCGUCCAGCAACUCUCCUCACAACGGCGUUCAUGCCCCUCCUCGCACUCACCAGCCCAACACCCGUACAUGAGUCCUCUCCUGCCCCGGAAGCAGAGAUCCUAGCGCCCGACUGGCCAUCACUCUCACAACUCCUCAAUCGAGUACACCCUGGGGUUCUGCAUACAGUCCUGCACUCUCUCGCUCCCAAAUACCAAGAUGGCGUCUUCGACGAUGAUCGCUCAGCCGUUGCGUCCGUCCACGCAUCAGACCACAUCGUCGCCACAAAGCUAGUGCAUCUCGCGCUCAAGAGGCAGGACAAUGGCACAGUGCCAGAGACAACACCAUCGUCGACACCGACACCAACGCCCACGCCCACACCAGACAGCACUACCCCGCCAGCAGAGACAACUCCAAGCCAAACGCCCGAGACUACACCAAGCGCCAGCCCGAGCAGCACACCAACCCUCGACGCCAGCCAAUCAAGCGUCAUAGAAUCCCAGUCAAGCGUCAUCGAGUCCCAGCUCCAGAGCCAGGUCACCGCCAGCGAACAGCCUUCACCAACCACGGUCGAGAUCGCACCAACAACCCCACCGAAUGCUACGCCCGUGCGUACCGUUGAUGGCGGCGUCGUGUUUUCAACAAUCGGAGGCGGUGUCGUUACUGCGACAUCAGCCCGCAUCCCAGUGAGCUUCACCAAGAGCUCAAGCACGCGGAUAUCGGUCACGACGAACGCGGAUGGCAGCGUGCAGACUUUGACGAGUGUGGUGGUCGUGAAUGCACCGGUGACGGGAAGUGGUGACGCGGAGGGCGCGGCGGCGAGUGGGAGUGGGCCUGGCUUGCAGAAUGUGGGUGGGCCUGGUGCGGUCGUCGUGUCACCAGUCUGGGUAUGGAGCGUUGCUGUUGGUGCUGGAUUGGCUGGUGUGAUGGCUUUUGCUUUGUGA